This is a messenger RNA of Bradysia coprophila, 1242 nucleotides long. RefSeq lists its product as uncharacterized. Gene Ontology annotation, cellular component: plasma membrane. The record is from RefSeq and is a predicted model, not a curated record. NCBI's taxonomy places the organism in Eukaryota, Metazoa, Arthropoda, Insecta, Diptera, Sciaridae. Gene Ontology annotation, molecular function: olfactory receptor activity; odorant binding. Gene Ontology annotation, biological process: detection of chemical stimulus involved in sensory perception of smell; sensory perception of smell.
UAAUAUAAUUCAAAGAAAAUGUAUUCAAUUCAAGUGGACAAAAUAUUCCAGCAAAUUCUAAAAUUAUUUUACCAAAUUGGAAUAUGGCAACGUGACGAAGAACCUAAUUACCGUAAAAUUGGCAAGAAAUUAUUCUACACGUUGUUUGGUGCUCUGUUCCCGAUUAUCUUUGCAACUAACGGCUAUCUAUGUGUUGAUCGAAAUGAAUCGAUUUUUUCUGGCCAGAUGGUCAUUCUACUAUGGGUUGUAUACGUGAAAUUUUUGUACCUUCUGUUCAAGGAGCAAGAAAUUAUCGAAUUUUUGAAUGAUCCGAUAGUCGUUCACUCAAUUGAAAAUCGUGAUGAAUACCAGCAAGCGAACAAAAAGAUCCAAAAAUUUAUCGGAUUCGUUCGUCCAUAUUUUUUUACGCUACUUACGACUGCUGUUUUGCUCAUUACUGUAAAAUUACCAAUUUUCUCCGCCGAUAAAGGAUUGCCUGCUUUUAUAAGCUUCUCCUGGAAUGAUUCACAAAUUAUCUAUUGGUUCACUUACAUUCUCGUCUCAUUGUCAGUAGUGUUGUACUGCGUAGUAAAUUGGAUGACUCCACUAGUUUGGUACAUAAUGUUGAAUUAUUCUGUGGAGUACCAAUUGUUGGGAAAUAAAUUUAAUAAAUUGAAAGGAGUGACAACCAACAAUAUUCGGGACAGAAACGAAACACAAAAGAAAAUUAGUAAAAAAGUGUUGAGCCUGACAACCUACAAUUUGAUACAACAAAGUAAACAAUUCGUCGAAAAUUUAAUAGUUCUGGUAAAAGCACAUCGAAACUUAAACGAAACAGUCGAACGAUUCAGAUCCUGUUUCUCAACAUUAUUUCUGGCCCAAAUCACAACCAGUGGCAUAAUAAUUUGUGUUUCUGUUUAUAACUUGGCCUUUGCUUCGAACCAAAAUUUUGUAAAAACGGAAUUUUAUGUGGUUGAACUGCUCUAUGGAAUUUUUGAUAUUUUUCUGGUUAUGUACCUCGCAAAUGACAUCACCCUGGCGAGUGACCGACUAUCUUACUGCUUAUUUGAGUCAAAUUGGAUAGAGCAAACUGAAUCAUGUAAGAAAUAUGUUCUCAUCAUGGGCGAAGUGUUGAAGCAGCCACAACAGUUGGCGGUCUUGAUAUAUCCAAUGAACUUGGAAACUUUUAUGACGAUUAUUAACAGAGCCUACAGCAUGUUCAACAUCUUGAAAAGCUUUCAGUAAAAUGCCAAUGAAACGAGA